UGAACGGUCUCCAGGCUCGGACCUUCGGCGUCUGGACCCUGCUGUCAUCGGUGAUUCGCUGUCUCUGCGCUAUCGACAUCCGCAAUAGGACCCUCUAUUACAUCACACUCUUCACCUUCUUUUUGGCCCUUGUUCACUUCCUCUCCGAGGUCUUCGUUUACCACACUGCAGCCUUGACAAUUGGAAUUAUGGCACCCCUUAUGGUAGCAAGUUUCUCUAUUAUGGGGAUGUUAAUUGGGCUGCAGUACCUGGAGGUAGAAGCACUUUCACAGAACAAGAAGAAAAACUGA
Nestor notabilis (Kea) is the source of this 290-nucleotide messenger RNA. RefSeq names its product chromosome unknown open reading frame, human C14orf1 (gene ERG28). The transcript has 3 exons. The record is from RefSeq and is a predicted model, not a curated record. Gene Ontology annotation, cellular component: membrane; endoplasmic reticulum. NCBI's taxonomy places the organism in Eukaryota, Metazoa, Chordata, Aves, Psittaciformes, Psittacidae. The annotation marks the transcript as partial. Gene Ontology annotation, molecular function: protein-macromolecule adaptor activity.